AUGUUCCCUCCUUCCCAGCUUUCAGUGCCAGAGUCUUCAUCAAAGCUACUACUGGCCACUGCCAUCUUCUGUAUAGUAUUUUGUGUGGUCAAAGCUUUAAGAACCCGGGUCCCCAAAGGUCUGAAGAGUCCGCCUGGACCCUGGGGAUGGCCCAUCAUUGGGCAUAUGCUGACCCUGGGGAAGAACCCACAUCUGUCACUGACCAAGCUGAGCAAGCAGUAUGGGGAUGUGCUGCAGAUCCGCAUUGGCUCCACCCCUGUGGUGGUGCUGAGUGGCCUGGACACCAUCCGGCAAGCCCUGGUGAAGCAGGGAGAUGACUUCAAGGGCCGACCAGACCUCUACAGUUUCACACUUAUCACUAACGGUAAAAGCAUGACCUUCAACCCAGACAGUGGACCUGUGUGGGUUGCUCGCCGCCGCCUAGCCAUGGAUGCUCUGAAGAGUUUCUCCAUAGCCUCAGACCCGACAUCAUCAUCCUCUUGCUACUUAGAGGAGCAUGUGAACAAGGAGGCUAACCAUCUAGUCAGUAAGUUCCAGAAGCAGAUGGAAGAAGUUGGGCAUUUUGAACCUGUCAAUUUAGUGGUAGAAACGGUGGUUAACGUCAUUGGAGCCAUGUGCUUUGGGAAGAACUUCCCCCGGAAGAGCGAAGAGAUGCUGAGCAUCGUGAAGAGCAGCAACAACUUUGUGGAGAAUGUCUCAUCAGGGAAUGCUGUAGACUUCUUCCCCAUCCUGCGCUACCUGCCCAACCCAGGCCUCAAGAGGUUUAAGAACUUCAAUGAUAAAUUUGUGCUGUUCCUACAGAAGACCGUCCAGGAGCACUAUCAAGACUUCAACAAGAACAGUAUCCAGGACAUCACAGGUGCCCUGUUCAAGCACACUGAGAACUCCAAGGACAUUGGUGUCCAAAUCCCCCAGGAGAAGAUUGUCAACAUUGUCAAUGACCUCUUUGGAGCUGGAUUUGACACAGUCACAACAGCCAUCUCCUGGAGCCUUUUGCUCCUUGUGACAUGGCUCAAUGUGCAGAGGAAGAUCCACAGGGAGCUGGACACAGUGAUUGGCAGGGAUCGGCAACCACGGCUUUCUGACAGACCUCAGCUGCCCUAUCUGGAGGCCUUCAUCCUGGAGAUAUACCGAUACACAUCCUUUGUCCCCUUCACCAUCCCCCACAGUACAACGAGGGACACCUCAUUGAAUGGCUUCCACAUUCCUAAGGAGCGCUGUAUCUUCAUAAACCAGUGGCAGGUCAACCAUGACGAAAAGCAGUGGGAAGACCCCUUUGAGUUCCGUCCAGAGCGGUUUCUUACUGAGGACAGCACAGCCAUCAACAAGACUCUGAGUGAAAAGGUCAUGAUUUUUGGCUUGGGAAAGCGUCGGUGCAUUGGAGAGACCCCGGCCAAGUGGGAAGUCUUCCUCUUCUUAGCCAUCCUGCUGCAUCAGCUGGAGUUCAGCGUGCCACCAGGCCUCAAGGUGGACCUGACACCAACCUACGGGCUGACCAUGAAGCCUCCGAUCUGCAAACACCUUCAGGCCUGGCCACGCUUUUCCAAGUGA
Chionomys nivalis (European snow vole) is the source of this 1551-nucleotide messenger RNA. RefSeq names its product cytochrome P450 1A2. The transcript is spliced from 8 exons. Gene Ontology annotation, biological process: hormone biosynthetic process; progesterone metabolic process. Gene Ontology annotation, molecular function: steroid 17-alpha-monooxygenase activity; oxidoreductase activity, acting on paired donors, with incorporation or reduction of molecular oxygen, reduced flavin or flavoprotein as one donor, and incorporation of one atom of oxygen; heme binding. Bases 1 to 1551 code for a protein of 516 amino acids. Lineage: Eukaryota; Metazoa; Chordata; Mammalia; Rodentia; Cricetidae. The record is from RefSeq and is a predicted model, not a curated record.